AUGAGUCAUGCUGGUGCUUCAAGAAUGAAAAGUACAGUCGAGCGAUCACAAACUACUCAAGAGAUACCUAAGUUUAGACAUCGCGCUGCAAAAUCUGCAUUUUUCACGCAAAAUGAUCUUCAUCGAUGUUUGUACGGGCGAAAUCAAGUCAUGCUUGUGAGCAAAGACGAAUUAAUAUAUUCUCUUCUACAUGAAGAAGAGGUCAAAAGUUAUUGUAAGUUCUUGGUUUCAAGUUUAGUAAGUAGACAUUUUAAGGAGAGACAAUCUCCUCAAUUUGCAAAUUUCUUGUUCAGAAUUUCUCAAAAAAUCAUAGCUUGUCAAAUGUAGUAAUAUAGGCCUUUCGUUAUGCAAGCCAUUGCAUAACUAUUUCCUUAUCAGUGGUUCGCUUCGCACAAUCUGUUAUCAGAAAUGAUGCAUUUCGAUACAGUCAAACUAGGUCGUGACAAAGUACAAUGCGUUGAACAACGUUUGCUGUAAACAGGAAAAUGCCGACUUAUAGGCUUUUUCGUCUUCUAUGUCCAAAUUUCUCUAUCCUUAGGUCCUAGCUUAACCACCUCCAGAACUUAUAUAAGCGGCUGAAAGGUACUCUCUUGACGAUAUGAGGAGCACCAAAACUAAGUAAAAAACCUCCCAUUUAAUGUAGAAGGGAACUACAUGACUUGACUAAAGCUAUAAACAAGUAAGCUAGAAAUAUAAUUCAUUUGGACACUCUUUGCAAAAAUCCCGUGCCAGAAUGUGAAGGCAAACCUCCUGUGGGUGGACUACAACAGUGGAAAGAGAAGUAGACUAACUCAAAAGAACGGAAUUUCGCGACAGUUUGUAUGUGAUCAAGUUGAAAUGAUUCCACAGGAAGGGUAAAACCAACUCCUCCUCCUGACUGGCAGUAACAGUUAUUUUAACGCCAGAUUUGGAGGAGCGAAUAUGGAGUAUUCAUAUGGAGGAAACAACUCCCCUACAACGGAUUAUUCUGAGGCUUAAUUUUGGAGUUAAAACAACUCCCUGUCAUUAUGCAGUACGAGGUGGUCUCAACUUAUGAGUUUGUGGGAAAAAUUCUAUCGAAAGCUACAAGGUCGUACCUUUAAUCUAAAACGUUUGUUAUGGCGGGAAGUUGUAACGUUUGAGUCUGAACAUGCUUCAUUAAUAUCCUUGAAAGAGGUUAAGUAGGAUUUUUCCCUUGGUAAAACUUUAAAUUGAAAACAUGAGAAGCACAUCCAGUGAAAUGUCAGGUUAGUUUACCUGGCACCACAAUUGUCUUGUUCAAAAGGUUGAUAAGGAAAACUCCACCUGCGAUUUAUUACUAUCCACUGAAUAUCACAAUUCUUGUUUUCCGUAACACCAGUCCACUGGAUAGUGAUUAAUCCGGUGGAUAGCGUUAUCCAACUUCUGAACAACUGGGGCCUGGUGCUACAAUGAACUUUUGUUUCUCAAGGCGAGGUUUUUUAUAUUCGCGUCGCGAAGAGAUUUUUUAAUCGGCCGAAAUUGCUUAGUCAAGGGAAGAAAAAUAACGUGUUUCUUGCAUUUAAAAUUUUGUGUUAAUUGACAACUGAAGUACUACAGUAAAAUAUUUCGAAGGAUCGGAGAUGGAAAUUAUUUCCUCCUUAUGGUUAGGGGCGCGUUAGCUCCGGCACAGGCUAGGUCUACCUUUUUUAGACACCCUAUUUUUGACACCCAAAGCAUUUUUGGCUAAAUGAUAAACAAACCUUUUGUCUUGUCUUAGGGUGUAAAGCUUGUAAACAAGAACGAUUAGAGCAGUGUAAAAUCCACGGACCCCACCAAACCCUCAGGGUGACAACAAAAGUAAACAACAACAACAUUAAUGUAAAUAACAACAACUUACAGUGGACAAAUGCUGUGCAGUCGUUUCCAAACGAGGUUGGCCUGUGCAGGUCUGGUAUCCCUGGGGCCGGUUAUGGAGUAUGCGCCAGACAGCUAAUUCCUCUGGGGACCUGGAUUGGACCUUAUGAAGGAGAAGUCCUAAGACCAGAACAGGUGCCACUUGGGACAGAUGCGUCGUACAUGUGGGAGGUAUUUUCGUCUCUACUUUGACUUCUUUGUUAGUUGGUCAGUCAUGAAUUUAUUGCUUUCUACAGCUAAAGGGAAGGUUGCAGAAGACAGUUUAAAUUAAAGGCGCACAUAAGUCUUAGUGAUAAUUAAAUGCCGCUACUAAUUUUACAAUCAAAGCCGUUACAACAUUGUAAAAUUAAGAUGGUAGGAAAAAGCAACCAGGCUCUGAUUCUGCGAGAUCCUUUUGCCAACAGACUCUUGAAAAGGCUUUCAGUUCAGGGACCCACCCUGUUCCAGACUUUAAAUAGUGAAAUUGUACUAUACCCUUUUUAAGAUUCAAAACCCGAAAACAAUACUCUGUUCCGCAACAAUAUUUUGGUCAACACCCACUCUCAUCAUUGCUUUGAGAUGGCGAGGUCUUAAGAAACCUUUAAUCUUGAAGAAUUGAAACUUUGUCACAAAAUCGACACAACACUUCUUUUGUUCUCGAAAUGAAGGCAACGUUGAAACCGAUUAACGCGUCAUUUCAACUGUCAGCUUUGUUGUCGUAUUGUUAGCUGAUGAUAAACUUGAUAUUUGUUGUUGAGAAAAUGUGGCAAAGUUGAACCCGGCAUCGUCACAAUAUCUCGCAAAAUAUAAUUUUUCAACAUAACGUUGUAAGAAUGUGAAGACAAUAAAGCAAACCGAACAUUAUGUUAUGUUUGCCUGAACACUGUUGUCAUUACGGUCCGUCAAAUAUGACCAUUGUAGAAUAUGCCUGUGGACACUUACUGAAACCUGGCCCCAGUAGUUCAAAAGGUGGAAGGCACUAUCCGAUGGAUAAAUCUCCAUCCAGUGGACAACGCAAUCGGUUUCCCUAAUACUUAUCCACUGGAUAGUGAUUUAUCCAGUGAAUAGCGCUAUCCAGCUUUUGAACAACUGGGGCCUGGUCAAUAAUUUUCGCGGAGUUCAAGUUUUUUGAAACAAUCUUCCUGCCAAGUCAAGAAAUUUUCUCGGAAAAGUGUCUCCUACAUUUUCGCAAAAUUAAGUGCCUACAUAAAGAUGACAAGGUAAGGUUAAAAGUCUUAAAUUAAAGUCGUUUUUGUUCAGAUAUAUCACGAAGGAAAGUUGCUUUACUACAUUGACGGACAAGAUGAGAACAAAUCAAGUUGGAUGAGAUUUAUCCGCUGCGCACGUUAUGGUGGCGAGCAGAACAUGUUUGCUUUUCAGUACAGCGGAAAUAUUUACUACCGAGCGUUCAAAGACAUCCCUGCCGGGACAGAGCUCUUGGUGUGGUAUGACGACAACUAUCCACAGUAUAUGGGAAUUCCCCUAGAAAUACGCGAAACCUGUAAAGGGGCUACUUCUGGUGAGUAAGAUAUCUAGUGAGAAAUAUCUUGAAGCCUUUGAGCACCUUCAAAACUGAAGCUUUAUUAAAACAUUCUAUCUUAGAGCUUACCAUGGACAGAUACCAGGUAUAUAGUGAUAGCGUUUGAAUGUACAAACCAGGACCCUCCUAGGACUCCCACGGACUCACCUUAGGGUGGGGGCCUUGUACGGAGCUUUCCCCCAAGGGGUGAGAGGUUAUACAAGAUCCUAGCCAUCUUCUGAUCUUGAUGGACACAUAUUUUUAACCUGAAAAUUUGACAUGAGAGUUAAAACCCUUCCGUUUUCAGGCAAACUGGACAGACACUAUUUAGUCUUACUCUUAUCUACCAUUGUUGUGUAGUGAUAGACAGGGGGUCAUUUAAACGGGGGGGGGGAGUAGAGAAACACGUCAUCAUUCUUUCCGGGGACCUCUGAGUCCUAUCUUUGUACAAUGGUUUUGAACACUUUUCUUAAAAGACACCUCUAUAUAGAAAGGAGACCCGCUAAAAUGAACAGUAAUUUUGGUCCCUACCUCUCAAUUUUCGUGAGAUGUCUCAUGGCCCUCUGUAAAGAGGACCCCUCUCUUUGUACUCUACACUCGAUUGUGUCCCAUUUGCUCCGUUUCGUUCUGUUAGGCGCCACUUUGAAGCGUAAUCGUAGCAGGGAUCUAUGGGUACGAAAGAAGCUGACAGUGGUCACAGUGCUUGAAACUAACAAUGACGGAAAACGUAUUCACACGGGGCCCCACUGCCACUUUGGCACUCGAGUACAACGUCUCCACUUUGUACUGGGGCACCGGCACCUUUCCCGAAUUCUCUGGUGGGUACUUUAAAAAAGUUUGUUCACACUAGUCCCUAGCAAAAAUCGUACUCAGGCACCGUGUUUGGGAGCCAAGCGUGAACAUAACCUUGGAGAGAAAUGACUAGUGAACUAACCGUUCAUAUCAAACCUCUUUAAGAGUAAUUUCAAGCAUAUUUCAUUUUGAAGUAUUUCACAAAACGAAAGUUGCUAUAUUUUUGAACUUGGAUUUUCGCGUUAAUAUUCAAUUUCCAAGGUAAAAGCGCGUAACUUCGGAUAAUCGUCGUGUAACGUGUCUUAUUAUACGGCUAUCAAAUGGCUAGUUCCGCUAGCCAGUAAUUUUGGGUAUUGAGUUAAUCCUCUGAUUAAUCCAGUAUAAAAUACUGACUUCAGUUACGUAAUAUUUCUUUCAGGAUUAAAACAACAUUCUGAGAUGGUCAUUGCAGUUCCACGAGAAAAUUAUCAGCCAGGGUCACCAUACGGCUAUUCAACUUCCCCAAGACUCGUGACCGACAAUUCCCAGCAAGUCUUCCACUCAUCACAUGUACGGUCAGCGACAUCUACUACCAGAGCAAGCACCCUAUCACGUGUCAGGCGCCGCUCUAAUCGGAGAGAUAGGUCAGGAAGCGAGAGUUUACCUACAGCAGAUGGUUAUAGUCAAGCACAUCAAGGAUCAAGAACAUACGAAGACUCAGGCGCGUCCUCAAGGCUAAAUGCUCAAAAAAGGGUAGAAUACGCUUUAGAAGAGACCAAUCUCUUACCCGAAAACCCAGUUGUUUCUGUAGGAACUACGAGUGGUGUUGCGCAACACACGAAAACCAAUGGUCAUCAUGACGUUAGAGGUUAUCGUGGUAGCCUUGCUGAUGAUUCCAACGUGACUAAUCCAGCAGCGAAGGAUGGCCAGGUCAGGUCAGCGGAUGAAGAUGAAAACAGCUCAGAUGGUUCAGAUGCCAGUCUUUUUAACUGUGGACAGUGCGGAAAAACAUUUGCCCAGCGGUCAGUAUUGCAGAUCCAUGUCUGUCCCAACAUGCCUCAGAAGCCCUAUCAUUGUGGUCAUUGUUCCCAGUCCUUUGAUCAACCAAAUGAUCUUCGCAUGCACGCUGUCAUUCACGCCGGCGAGAAGCCAUUUAAGUGCGGCUACUGUUCUCGAUCUUUCGCUGGGGCGACAACGCUGCACAACCACGUGCGCACGCACACUGGUGAAAAACCGUUUAUAUGCGAAAGGUGCGGAAAGACUUUUACCCAGGCCUCGCAGCUACACAGGCACGCGGGAUUACCAGGAGAUUGUAUUCCAUAUGACAGUUCGCACGCUUAAAGCUUUUUAGGACUUUAGUUUAAAAAAAGAAAGGGCAAAGAAUAAUACAUUGCGAGGAC
Messenger RNA from Porites lobata, 5523 nucleotides. The record is from the annotation of a GenBank genome assembly. Lineage: Eukaryota; Metazoa; Cnidaria; Anthozoa; Scleractinia; Poritidae.